Molecule: messenger RNA, 6120 nt
Organism: Lytechinus pictus (painted urchin)
Lineage: Eukaryota; Metazoa; Echinodermata; Echinoidea; Temnopleuroida; Toxopneustidae
Product: TBC1 domain family member 15-like
Exons: 15
Coding region: 92-1990 (632 amino acids)
Biological process (GO): activation of GTPase activity
Molecular function (GO): GTPase activator activity
Source: RefSeq, a predicted model, not a curated record
GCAUUUGUUUUGUUUUGGGAUAUGACGUCAUAAACCUUAAAAUCAAGCGCUACGUCAUCCUCAGCAGCUGAUAACAGACAGUCACCUGAUAAUGGCAAAUACUGACUUUGUGUCAGAGGUUGUCUUCCAGCAGAGUGGUGUGUUCAUCCACACAACACACGGCGAAGCAGAAGACGAUGUUUUACUUGAAGGAAGAGUGCAACUGGUGAAAAAGGAUGGCACCCAUAUGCUCUUACAGAAGCGAGGGGAGUAUGUGGAAUGGGUCCCGAUCCAUGAGGGUGGAUUUAGUCUACCGCAGCAGGACCAGGACUGGACCAUGGUCAACACGGUCACAUACCAGAGGGACAAUCAAGCAUCAGAUGAUAAUGUUGUCGUAAACCCGCCCACUACUGGUGCCUCUGUCCCACGAAGGAACAAGUACGCCAUGAGUUUUUCUCUCUCAGACGUGAAGACAAUCCGUCGCUCCAAGCAGAAUCUUGGCUGGUCCUAUCUUGUUUUUAUCCUGAAGGACAAUGUUGCGAUGCCACCGCUUCACUUCCAUGAUGGGGGCAGCUCGGCCUUUGUCCAUGUCAUUGAAAAAUAUGUCAUGCUCACAAAGUCACCCAAUGACUCAAGACUGUACAUCGUCACUCCCAACGACACAGACGCUCUUUCCCGCUCCUUCAACGAGCUACACAUCCUUGGGGAAACAUCAUCACAUGUAGUUUCACAAUUCAUGAAGGACCCCGUUUCCGCGACAAUGGGAGGGUUCUCAAAGGUCACCAACUUCCUGAAGGAUGCCAUCCUCUUGCCUACCAACACCCAUCGGCCUUCCGACGAAUACGCUGACCUCAUGCCUGACCUGGAAGGGCUUAGUGUCAAUCUGCAGGCCGAGCAAGGAUAUGGCCUUGUUUCACAGUCACAGAUCCGGCUUGGAGAAAGGCCCAAUGUUGACCGGUUAGAUCCUAUGACAGAGGUCGAGUGGCUCCAGUAUCAGGACAAGGAGGGAAGGAUAACGAAAGUUGAUGAUGUGCUACGCAGAAUAUUCAGAGGGGGUCUAGCACCAUCGUUACGGAAAGAGGUCUGGAAGUUUCUACUGAGAUACUACCCCUGGAACUCAACAAGAUCAGAAAGACAAUCAUUGAGGAGAAAGAAAGAGGAUGAAUAUUUCUGCAUGAAAGCGCAAUGGAAGACCGUCACAGAGGCACAAGAGAGAAGGUUUGCUAUGCUGAGGGACAGAAAGAGCAUCAUUGAAAAAGAUGUCCUACGAACAGACAGAAUUCAUCCAUACUUUGAAGGCGAGUCGAAUCCUCAUCUUGACACCCUCUUUUCCAUCCUCAUGACCUACUGUAUGUACAACUUUGACCUUGGUUAUGUUCAGGGAAUGAGUGACCUCCUGUCGCCGAUGCUGAUCGUCAUGGACGAUGAAGUAGAAGCCUUUUGGUGCUUAUGCGGUUUCAUGGAUGACCUUCAGUUGUGCAUGAACUUUGAUAUGGAGCAAGAAGGAAUGAAACGACAACUCAUCCAGCUCAACUCUCUUCUUCAGGUUAUUGAACCUAAGUUCUACAGCUACCUACAAUCAAAGGAAUCAAGCAACCUGUAUUUCUGUUUCCGUUGGCUACUCAUUCACUUCAAGAGAGAGUUCACCAUUGAGAAUAUCAUGAAGCUAUGGGAGGUGAUAUGGACCCAGCUACCAUGUAAGAACUUUCAUCUCUUGAUCUGUGUCGCUAUUCUCAAUGGCGAGAAGGACAUCAUGGAAAGAGAUGAUUAUGACUUCAAUGACAUUCUCAAGCACAUUAAUGAGCUAGCACUGCGAAUCAGUGUUGAUGACAUAUUAAAGAAAGCCGAGGGCAUCUUCCUGCAGCUUUCCAACCACAAUGAACUACCUUCGACGAUACGAGAAAUCAUAGGUCUUGCCGACAGGAAUCGCGGCGGUGGGGACGAAGCCAGGUCUGACUGUUCCGACAGUAGCAUCGAGGUAUUAGGGGAUGGUGACCCCAGCCCACAGUAAAAACAACGGACAAAUGCCAAAGUGAAUGUAUGGGACUGUGUGUAAUGAAUCAGUGUAAAGUCUUUAUUUUUACCCUCGUAAAGGGUCUUAAUGAUUGUGAUUGUAUGGCUAUUUGAAAUUAUGAAUUAUCUUUUUCUUUAAUUAACAUAGCUAAGAUUAGAGUUUACCCUACAUUAAAGGCAGACUUUAGUUACUUUGUCCAUGAUUCAACAUAAAAAGAACUGAUUCAGCGUACCUACCAGUUGGCGAUAAGGGUACCAUCAUGCCACAACAAAUCUUCUGUAGGCAUUGUCUUUGUGUAUCUUGUUGCUAUGCUGGGCAAUCCACAUAAAUUACCCUUAAGUGCUCUCAGAGGCACGAUGUACAGCAAACCUCAAUUAUCUGUCUCAAUUUUCUGCUUCAAGUUUAAGGUUGUUUCCCAAUUUCCAGUGGACAUUUUAUUUUAUGCUGUGAUUAUUACUUUGCUAUCAGAUGAAAAUUAAAUUUUAAAUAAAUUCUGGGCCUACUUUUGAGGUCACCAGAAUUUUUUUUACUACACUACAGUAUAACAUGUUUGCUAUAGACAAUCGUGCAACCCUUAAAGAGGGUAUUCCAACAGGGCCCCAUCUUACAAACAGUUACGAUUGAUCCAAUCAAUCUUAACUGUAUGGAAAUCCAUCCAUACCAUAAUUUUUUUCUCCAGGAAAUUUUCACAAUAUCCUUUAGUAAACAAAGAGAAUCACACUGAAUCUGCAAGAGAACGACAAAUGUGUGAAUAUACAGUACAUCAUAUCUAGAAAAUAUUUUGAACAAAUUUUCAUUUUAGAUGUUCAUGUUACUGGCCAUCCAUAGAUGUGGUCAAUUGGAUCAAUCACUACUCUUCGUAAGACGGGGCCAUGAUCACAUUGUAAAUAUUGAGCAUUCAUCAUCAAGUUCUAGAUUAUUUAUUAUCUUAUCAUUUCCUCAAAUGCUCCCUUUUUUCUUGGUGGCAAAACAAAUCAAAACCAAACAUCAGGAUUUCAAGUAUUUAGAAAUCAUAGAGCAAUAAGGAACUUAUGUUCAAUCUUUCCUGUCAGAUAGGAAGUAGAAUAAAUAGUGUGUGUGUUCAAGGAGAUAGAGUGAUACAGAGUGAUGCCAACCGUUCCCUUUUUGGAGUAUUUGUUCCACUUUUUUUGUAUAAUUUGUUACUUUUUUAAAAAUUUCCGAUCAUGGAGUAUGUAUUAUACACAGCGCGCGACACUAGCGCCGGUCCGACGGUCCCAGACCGGUAAAAAUCACUGUCGGGUCAGUAACUUGUUGCAUGAAAAGAACAAGUAAAUUCUUGCCUAUGAGCACAUGUUUAGAAUGGUGAAUCAUGAAGUUUUCAAGAAGAGCCAUUGCACAUGUUUUUUCACCGAUCUCACUAUAACAGGCAGGUGAUUGUAACGUUGAGACUAAUUUGUAAAAAUACUUUUUUUUUCUUCAAAAAAUACUUUUUUUUCCUUCUAAGAAUACUUUUUUGGUAGAAGAUUGGAAGGUCUGGACUGAUAUAUCCUUGGUAUGAUGUAAAUAUACACUGUAUACUUGCUGAAAUAAUAAUGAUGCAACACAUGUACAUGUAUAUGUAGAGCCAUGAUAUUGAUAUAAAGGUUUUGUGCUAUAGGGGAUAUAUUCGUUGACUACACAUGUCAUGCUGUGGCAAUAAUGUACUCUGGUUAGACAUUGAUCUUUCCUUACCAUAUUCAACCUAGAUUCAUAUUGUAAAAAAAGAAAAGAAAUAGUUACAAAGAAUAUUGUCAAAGUCUAUGAAUUUGCUAAUUUGUGCUGAAAUGCAUAUACAUGUACACUCUUUUAUUUGCUAGCAAUCAUAAAGAAAAACCUUGAUAUUUUUUCAUAUCAAUACUAUUUGAAAUAUUCAUAAAUAAUUACUUGUAUUAAAAAGUGUAGUAUGAAAAUGCAUUGUUUUAUGCAUUAUGUUAUUUUUCACAAUUUCUUGUUUUUUAUUUGUGCAAAAAUUUUCACCCAUUCAUGAAUUCAUUAGAAAAGACAUUUCAAUUGAACAUAAAUACAUUAAAAUUGAAAUACAUAUGUAUACUGUAAUACUGUGUGUUAUGGAGCAAUUGUAAGUCCUUAGCACAAAAUUACACUUUAGAUAAAAUCAUUUCAAACAAUAAAAUUUGGCAUAAUAUGCUUCUACAUUUUUUUUUUUAUGGAGAGAGUCAUGGCUUAUAUAUGUUCUUAAUUGUAUACUGUUGACGAGAAUUAGUUUGGAAAUAUGUACUGAAUUGCUGCUUCCUGAUGCGUACUGUGUUUGGAUUUAUAUCAACCGUUAUUUAAUCAUAUAGUGUAUAUAUCCCAUUCUACUUGGCCUCUAAUCCAUAGGAAAUACUGUUAUAUUUAUUUUAUAACAGACAUUACUUAAAGAUAAUUUACAUUGCAGCAUCAUCAGAAUAAAACUUCUUGAACUAUACACACUUGAAAUAUCACUUGUGUCUUGUAUAAAGCAAAACAAUAAUUGUCUUUUUUUGUGAAAAAAGAAACAUGAAAGUAUGUGUAACCGAUGCUUAAGCCCCGCGCAUAUGUAGACAAAAGAAAAUAGAACGUUGAUUUACUUGUAGGUUAAUACCGGAGAAGAAAAUGAAGUGUUAAGAGUAUGAAUUAAUGAAUUUACUAGUCAAACAUAAUAUUGUAAAUAGCUAUACCAGUAACUCUUUGCCCACCUUGAGUUAAAAAGGGAAUGCAAUGUGACACAAAGAUUCAAUCUAUUAAAGGUAAAUGCUAGUUUUGGUAACGAUAUCAAAAUGAGUUCGUACAGAAUCCAAUGAAAUGACCACCAAAGUGUAUGUUUGUAUAAAUAAAACGCAUGUGCCAAAGGAUUCUGGAAGAAAUUGUGUAAUUGCUGAGAAAUCGGCAAAUAAGCACAGGAUUCGGGUAGAGCGUCAGGCCCGACGCUCAAAGCAAUAAUUAUACACAGUCCCACGUGCGCUAAUCUGUGUUGGGGAAGUUCAGUCUGAACAUUUUUCAGCGUAGAUUUCAAGAUUUCACAAAGUUCAGAUUAUUUAACUGUACCAGAUCUAGAUCCUCAAUGAUAUACUGACAAUUAAGCCUGGUUUUACAGACUUUCUCAUGAAAUCAGUGUUUACUGCAACUACUGGAAUUUCUCUUUAAACUGUCUUUAUACCUAAUGUACUCCAGGUUUUGUUUCCUUAUAUCUUUUUACCAAAGGACAAGUGAUACUGUACCUUUAUUUAAACAAGGCUAGUAGAAUGAUAAUUAUGCUUAUUGUACUUCAUGUAAUUCUGCAAUAUAAUGCAUAUUCAAAUGAGGAAAUGUCUCCAGAAUUUACAGAACUUCUUUGCUUUCAUUCAUUAAGGUAUUAAAACAAAAACUGGUUUUGAAAAUAUUGAUGUGAUAGUGUAGGAAUUCUUUUCUAUACUUGUUUCAACAGCUUCGCAACCACCUCAAUUUGGUACUCUCAAUGUACAUGUAAAUGUGGUUUAUUUCCGAUCGGUCUAAUACCAAUUCGUCCAAUUAUCAACUUGUCUACUAGCAUUUGGUAGAGUUCAGUUUGUCCACUAUCCACAUCUUCAUUUCAUCCAUUCACCAUUUCAUCUAAUAACCAGUUGGUCCAAUAGCCAUUUACUCCAUAUGCCAUUAUUGAACUAGGGGUAAGUUGGGCGAAAUGAAUGAAAAGAAAAUGGGUACUAAACCAACUGGUUACGAGACAAAAUGGUCAUAGAUAAACUGGUGAUUAGACAAAGUGAUCAUUGUCCCGAAUGGUUAUAAUAGGGCCAAAUGGCUGUUAAAGGAAUGUUGAGGGUUGGAAUGGCAUUCGACUAAAUGAAGGUAAACCUUGUGAUAAUUGGACGAGAGUGGGCAAUAGAUGAAUCGGCAGUUUACUGUAAAUGCAUCUCAAUGACUCAAAACAUGAGUGAACCUCUGAACUCCUCGUUUGCAAUUCAUUUUAUGUAUAUACAUGUAUGACGUCAUUAGAUUAUUACUUUCAUACAUGCAGUAUUUUAUGUAAGAUUGCUAUUUUUGUAUCUCUUGUGGGUUUUUUUCUAUCACUUGCUCAUUGAGAAUGAUAUUUCUUUAAAUUGCUGUAAAUGUGUAUAUAUACACCAUUAAUUGAUUCCACUGUGCAACAGAUUAAAAGCUAUAUGAGUGCGCAA